GGUAAUGCUCUGAGGCAGGCGUCAGCAUGGCGGGGGUCCCGUGGCUCUCUGCUAGUAGUGGUGGUGGCGGCCCUUGCUGUGGUGGGAACCCUCACCUGGCUCUACCUGGCCUCAGGGGACCCUUACACCACAGAGACCCUGGUCAGACAGGCCGAGGUGAUUGCUCAGCCAAGGGUCUACACUGUGGAUUGUUCUGAGGACUAUGAGAACUACAAACGCUACCCAGGUGGGUUUAAAACAACACAGAUUUGUCUUAAAGCAACAAUCUGUGAGUUAUGCAUGCCAUAUAAAGAGUUUACUUGAAUUAGAUGCAUUAGUGCACGGUUAGAAUAAAAGCCUGCACACUUCCUUGCCCUAGUUGGGGAAUACGCUAUGAAAGUCCCGCCUACUUCCGGGAUCAUGUCUCAUACUGUUUUUGAAUGAGUUUUAAGAUUAUAUGAUCAAAUUCAUGAAAACGUGGUCAUUUAAGAUAUAUGUCAAAUUAUAUUUGUAUUCGUGGAUUAAUUUACUUUUACCUGAUGCCUUUCAUGAACGUUUUACAUUGCUUUUUCAUAAUCGAAAACCUUUAUAAAAGGCAUUGGAUAGAAGUCAAUUAUAAUCUUGAAUCCCAUUCAAAACAGUAUAGGACAUGAUCCAGGAAGUAGGUGGGUCUUUCAUAGUGUAUAGGGCUGGGCUGCAUUCAAUACGUUUUUACGUUCUGGAGCAUUCAAUUGAACGGAAACUAUGCUGUACUGAACGAAUGUGUCAUUCAGUACAAACCGCUCUGCAACAUAGCAAAUGUUCAAGCGAACUGAAUUCACCGCUGGUGUCCACUGUCCUAUAUUAUUAUUAUUAUUAUUAUUAUUAUUAUUAUUAUUAUUACCUAACUGCUCUGCCAUUCCUGUGCAUUGGCUGCCCUCUAGUGGUGAUUUGGACAAAGGUGAGCAGGCAGGCUGAAGUUUCUACUGUCAUGUUGCAGCUGAUCUGAGAUACUGUUUUUCCCAGGAUGCACUCCCCAAACAUGUGGCCGAGCCAUCACAGACAACUCGGUGACCAGGGAGGAGGCCAUGGCCCUCAGGAGGUGAGGGAUUCUAUACUAUCUCUCUUUCUUCUCUGUCUCUAGCUCCAACCCCCUGCCCCCCCCCCCCCCCCCACACACACAUCUCUUUCCUUUUCCCUAACUUAACUUAUUUCUCUACUCCUGCAGGUUGGCAGAGAGGGGUCUGGCUCUAGCUGGUUCAGAUGGAGGGGUGAGUAUCUACUUUUAGUAACAAAUAUUUGAACUUAAACAGGACCAAAAGCUAGGAUGAAGACUGUUGCUCAGACUUCAGCUGUAUCUUCCCUCUGUCUCCAGUAGAGGUCAGGGUGGUACUACCAUAGAGAUCCUAUUAAAUUCUAAUUCCUAUGGGUACAACAUCCAAAGUUCAGUUCAGAUGGGCUGAUACAGUUAGUGUGUAAUGCUAUUGUACAUGGCUGCUUGGUUGACCCCUCUCCGUCCUUUCUUCCCUCCAUCUCCUGUAGGCCUUGUCCACAGCCAUAAUAAGUGAUUGUUUAUGUAGCUCAGUUGGUAGAGCAUGGCGCUUGCAACGCCAGGGUUGUGGGUUCGUUUCCCACGGGGGGCCAGUAUGAAAAUGUAUGCACUCACUAACUGUAAGUCGCUCUGGAUAAGAGCGUCUGCAAAAUGUAUAUAUAUGUAAUGUAAGAGACUGUAGUGAGGGGAGUGGAAGCAACGGGGGACAUCUGAAAAAAGAAACAUGAUUUAUUUACAGGCUAAGAGAGAGCAUAGUAUCCCUGGGUAGCAGACAGCUGUUUAAUUUGUAUCCCGCGACGUGGUUAGCCUCAGUUGAUGGAACCGCUACUAUCUGUCCCGGGAUACUGCCAUACCCUAAAAGUGUAGCCUAAAAACCCUUUCGAUAUUGGCUAUCAUUUCAAUUACUAUUUCACUAGUAAAAUGGAAAAACUCAGAAGUGAAAUGACAGCAGUGAAACAUUGUAUUUUUGUGUGUAAGAUCUAAUAUGAAAGAGAAGGAUUGCUGUUUUGAAUUUGGUAAAGUUCGUGUGGGAGAGGUGGAAAAACUAUUAUUAUCCAUCAAUAAUGAUAGGCCACCAGGAUAGACAACUUUGAUGGGAAAGUAUUGAGAAUGGUAGCAGACUAUUGCCACCCCUAUUUGCUAUAUCUUUAACCAAAUCCUAAAGGAGUGUGUGUGUCCACAGGCGUGGAAGGAAGCUAAGGUAAUUCCACUGCCUAAAAAGAGUAAAGCACCCUUUGCUGGCUCUAACAGCCACCCAAUCAGUUUGCUGGGGGUAGAGAAUUGUGUUUGACCAAAUACAAUGCUAUUUUAAACAUUGAAACUACUGACUUUCAGCAUGCAUAUAGAGAAGGGCACUCAACUUGUACUGCACUGACUCCGAUGACAGACAAUUUGUUAAAAUAAAUGGAUAAUAAGACGAUAGUUGGCGCUUUAUUGUUAGAUUUCAGUGCAUCCUUUGAUGUUAUUGAUAAUAAAUUGUUAUUGAAGAAACUCACUUGCUAUGGCUUUACAUCAUCUGCCAUCACAUGGUUGGAGAGUUCUUUAUCCAAUAGAACCCAGAGUGUUCUUCAAUGGAAGCUACUCUAACAUCAGAUAUGUACAGUGCGGUGUCCCUCAGGGCAAUUGCCUUGGGCCCUUACUCUUCUCUAUUUUUACAAAUUAUUUGCCACUGGUCUUACACAGAAUUAGAAUGUCAGCACCCAAAGCCAGUGAGCUCACUGAAAUUCUAAAUACAGUCAGGAUCAGAAUGGGUGAUUAAUAAUGAAGUGGUCUUAAAUACAUCUAAAACUAAAAGCAUUGUAUUUGGUUCAAAACAUUCUCUAAGACCUAAACAGUUGGAGUUGUGUAUAAAGGGUGUGACCAUUGACCAAGUUGAGGAAGCUAAACUCCUAGGUAUAACAUUGGAUGGUCAAUUAUCAUGGUCAAGUCUUAUUGACAAAGUUGUUGUGAAGAUGGGAUGGGGUAUGUCUGUUAUAAAAAUAUGUUCUGCGUUUUUGACACAUCUACUGUACUAGUUGUUCAGGCUCUGGUCUUGUCCCAUCUUGAUUACUGUCUGGUAAUAUGGUCAAGUGCAGCAAAGAAAUACCUAGCAAAGCUGCAGCUGGCUCAAAACUGCAUAUACAGAACUAACAUCAACAACAUGCAUGCCAGUCUUUCCUGGUUGAGGGUUGACGAGAGAUUAACUGCUUCUCUUCUAGUUUUACUGUAAAGAAAAUUCCAGAUUGUCUGCCUAUUUUAAAUGAUAUUUAGCUCAGACACCCAUACAUACCCCACAAGACAUGCCACCAGGGGUCUCUUCACACUCCCCAAGUCCAAAACGAAUUUACGGCAACGCACAGUAUUAUACAGAGCCAUGAUCGCAUGGAAGCAAACAGCAAAAUUACCUUUAAAAAAAAGAUCAAACAACAACAUUUCAUGGACUGGCGGGACUGUGAGGGGACAAACAUGCACACACACUCCAACACACUAUCUUUUGUUGUUGUAUUGUUUGUACUAUUAUUAUUAUUAAUUUUUUUGUACAGUGGGGAAAAAAGUAUUUAGUCAGCCACCAAUUGUGCAAGUUCUCCCACUUAAAAAGAUGAGAUGCCUGUAAUCAUCAUAGGUACACGUCAACUAUGACAGACAAAUUGAGAUUUUUUUUUCCUGAAAAUCACAUUGUAGGAUUUUUAAUGAGUUUAUUUGCAAAUUAUGGUGGAAAAUAAGUAUUUGGUCACCUACAAACAAGCAAGAUUUCUGGCUCUCACAGACCUGUAACUUCUUCUUUAAGAGGCUCCUCUGUCCUCCACUCGUUACCUGUAUUAAUGGCACCUGUUUGAACAUGUUAUCAGUAUAAAAGACACCUGUCCACAACCUCAAAAAGUCACACUCCAAACUCCACUAUGGCCAAGACCAAAGAGCUGUCAAAGGACACCAGAAACAAAAUUGUAGACCUGCACCAGGCUGGGAAGACUGAAUCUGCAAUAGGUAAGCAGCUUGGUUUGAAGAAAUCAACUGUGGGAGCAAUUAUUAGGAAAUGGAAGACAUACAAUACCACUGAUAAUCUCCCUCGAUCUGGGGCUCCACGCAAGAUCUCACCCCGUGGGGUCAAAAUGAUCACAAGAACGGUGAGCAAAAAUCCCAGAACCACACGGGGGGACCUAGUGAAUGACCUGCAGAGAGCUGGGACCAAAGUAACAAAGCCUACCAUCAGUAACACACUACGCCGCCAGGGACUCAAAUCCUGCAGUGCCAGACGUGUCCCCCUGCUUAAGCCAGUACAUGUCCAGGCCCGUCUGAAGUUUGCUAGAGUGCAUUUGGAUGAUCCAGAAGAGGAUUGGGAGAAUGUCAUAUGGUCAGAUGAAACCAAAAAUAGAACUUUUUGGUAAAAACUAAACUCGUCGUGUUUGGAGGACAAAGAAUGCUGAGUUGCAUCCGAAGAACACCAUACCUACUGUGAAGCAUGGGGGUGGAAACAUCAUGCUUUGGAGCUGUUUUUCUGCAAAGGGACCAGGACGACUGAUCCGUGUAAAGGAAAGAAUAAAUGGGGCCAUGUAUCGUGAGAUUUUGAGUGAAAACCUCCUUCCAUCAGCAAGGGCAUUGAAGAUGAAACGUGGCUGGGUCUUUCAGCAUGACAAUGAUCCCAAACACACCGCCCGGGCAACGAAGGAGUGGCUUCGUAAGAAGCAUUUCAAGGUCCUGGAGUGGCCUAGCCAGUCUCCAGAUCUCAACCCCAUAGAACAUCUUUGGAGGGAGUUCAAAGUCUGUGUUGCCCAGCGACAGCCCCAAAACAUCACUCUCUAGAGGAGAUCUGCAUGGAGGAAUGGGCCAAAAUACCAGCAACAGUGUGUGAAAACCUUGUGAAGACUUACAGAAAACGUUUGACCUGUGUCAUUGCCAACAAAGGGUAUAUAACAAAGUAUUGAGAAACUUUUGUUAUUGACCAAAUACUUAUUUUCCACCAUAAUUUGCAAAUAAAUUCAUAAAAAAUCCUACAAUGUGAUUUUCAGGAUUUUUUUUUCUCAUUUUGUCUGUCAUAGUUGACGUGUACCUAUGAUGACAAUUACAGGCCUCUCUCAUCUUUUUAAGUGGGAGAACUUGCACAAUUGGUGGCUGACUAAAUACUUUUUUCCCCCACUGUAUAUCAUUGUAUUUUCAUUUUGUGUGACUGUCCUUGUCUAUCAGUGUAUCAGUGUUUUGUUACUUGUCAUGUUUUUUGUGGACCCCAGGAAGAAUAGCUGCUGCUUCGGCAAAAGCUAAUUGGGAUCAGAAUAAACCAAUAAACAACAAUAACAAGUAAAGGGCAGAGAAGUAGACUGAAAUUAGUUCUAAUAAUUUGCGUGUUUUCUUAUUCUAAUUUUUCUGGCCUCCAGGCUUCCAUCCUCGACCUGCACUCUGGGGCUCUGUCGAUGGGGAAGCAGUUUGUCAACAUCUACAGGUGAGGAGGAGUGAACAGUUCUCUCUCUCUCCUCUCUCUCUCUAUCUCGCUCGCUCUCUGAUCCAGUGUCUUUUCCCUUUUAAACUCAUAAUAGUAAUAAUCAUAAUUUAUAUAGCACUUUUUUCAUUACAAACAAGAAUUUCAAAGUCACUUUGAAAACAAAAACAAAUGUAUAGAUCUGGCAGUUCAUGGUUGAUCAUCUUCCACAACUUCAGAUGUCUUGAAGCAGUUCGGAAAGGCAGUCAGUAGCUUGAGCAGAGGGAGCAUCGACGAUACAGACAGGCAGGGAGAAACGUCAGUCAGAUAGUAGAAAGGCCCAGAGCUCUUCAUUAGGCAUGCCGUCUCCUCCACAGAACUCCCGGGUAUACCGGUAUGGAUCCACAUACCGGUAUAGAUGCGGUAAAGAGGUCAAUGGAACGCAGACAUUGGGGAAUAGAAGAAGGACGCCGGAUUGGCGUACAUUAAAUACAUCUGCUCUAACAAAGUGUAUAUUUGUAAAAUCCGUAACGAUUGAUGUAUUCUAACAGGCCCACAAUGUGGUCACUAAAGUCCGAUUUGGAUAUACAGUAUUUGGCUCUUUUCGCUCCAUAACAUUUAGAAGUUGUUACUUUUCAGGUUUAGAAGACGUGACUGAUAAAUGCUAACUCCCGUUCGUAUAAGCUGGUAGCAUAGCUAGCGUACAGAAAUCGGUGGUGGUAGACAAAGUCGUUUUUUAACUGCAAUGGAGUUAAUUGGUGACGAUGACAUGAACAUGUAUUGGGGUUGACACCCAUACAAGCAUUAUACUCCGUUUUUUUACCUCAACAUAGUGUAAAAUACACACAAACAGUAGCCUAAUUGUAUAGGCACAUUUCUGCUGGGGGGCAAUGAGGAGAUUCGGCAUCUUUCCCCCACGGCAUCUUUCUCCCAUGUGUUUCCAUGGCUCUUUACCGGAUCUAUGGAUUUUUACAAUACCGUUUAUAAAGGUAUUUUGAUACAAUGCUAAAUAAACGCAAAGUUCUACAAAUUUGACUACUUCACUGUCAGUUUUGUCCUAGUUUGGUUGAGUGUAAAACCAUUAGAACAGAGAAGCCCAUUCAUUUGUUGCCAUUCUAGGGUCAUUCACUACUCAUAAAACAUAUUAAGAACUUUGAAUUUUCUGAAACUUAAAAUACCAUCAAAUACCACCAUACCAUCAAAAAUUUGAAAAAUAUUGUGAAAUGAUAUUUUGGCCAUAUUGCCUAGCCCUACUCUGACUGUAAAUCUCUGUCUCAUUUGCCCUCCCCCAGCUAUACAAUCCUGGUGCAGCUGGCUGCUACACUCAUAGAAAUAUAAUCUAGAUUAUAUUUCUAUGGCUACACUACUAACUAACUGAACCAUUAAUAUAACCCUCACUCACUCGCUCUAUCAGGCUUCCAUAACAGUGGCAUCUCCUGCAAUCCACCUGCUUCUUUAUCUUGCCCUGUUUGGAAAGCUGCCGUGUCGUGGCCUCUUGGGUAAUUGUGCAGUGCACUGUGCUGUCUGUGGGUUGCUGGAUGGUAAUGUAUGCUAAUAGCCUGGUUCUGUUCUCUCUGCCUGCGUGGCUGAUGACAGGUACUUUGGGGAGCAGAUAACAGAUGUAUUCUCUGAAGAGGACUUCCGCCUCUACAGGUAGGUGUGUGCUUGUGUGUGUGUUUUUAGGGCUGCAUGAUUAAUCAAAUUCAGAUCGAAAUUGCGAUAUUGACAUGUGCAAUAUCCAUAUUCUCCUUUCUUUAACACUCCAUUAAUACAACAAAAACUAAACUACGGUACCUCUUCGAAUGAGAUGCGCUAGACUCCGUUCAGUCUUUCUCUACAUGCACAGAGGAUGCUGACCAAUCACAAGCGGGCUCUCUCGCAUGGCAUACAUAUACUGGCCAAUCACAACCGUCCCCGCUUAGAGCGCAGAGUUAUAUAUCGUAGAGCUCCGCCCCUAUUGGUUUACUCAGCUGCAGAGGCAGCAUCGCCUGAGAAAAUUAAUUAUGCACGCAUCUUCAGACUAUGAGAGUACAGGUGCCCCUAUACACUGAGUAUAGCAAACAUUAGGAACACCUUCCUUUGGAUUCCGUUUCAUUCCUAAUGGAUUCUGCAAGGUGUCGAAAGCGUUCCACAGGGAUGCUGGCCCAUGUUGACUCCAAUGCUUCCCACAGUUGUGUCAAGUUGGCUGGAUGUCCUUUGGGUGGCGAACCAUUCUUGAUACACACGGGAAAUUGUUGAGCGUGAACAACCCAGCAGCGUUGCAGUUCUUGAUACAAACCAGUGCGCCUGGCACCUACAACCAUACCCCGUUCAAAGGCACUUAAAUCUUUUGUCUUGCCCAUUCACCCUCUGAAUGGCACACAUACACAAUCCAUGUCUCAAUUGUCUCAAGGCUUAAAAUCCUUCUUUAACCUGUCUCCUCCCAUUCAUCUACACUGAUUGAAGUGGAUUUAACAAUUGACAUCAAUAAGGGAUCAUAGCUUUCACCUCGAUUCACCUGGUCAGUCUAUGUCAUGGAAAGAGUAUACUCAGUGUAUGUUGAGGCUACUUCCCUCAAUCAGCCUCCCAGUUAUUUUCAGCACGACUUGAAGAAGCUAAAGAACCUACGAAGAAAAUAAGUUGACGAAACCGUCGUACAGUGAGGGAAAAAAGUAUUUCAUCCCCUGCUGAUUUUGUAUGUUUGCCCACUGACAAAGAAAUGAACAGUCUAUAAUUUUAAUGGUAGGUUUAUUUGAACAGUGAGAGACAGAAUAACAACAACAAAAAAUCCAGAAAUCCAAUGAGGGAAAUAAGUAUUUGACCCCCUCUCAAUCAGAAAGAUUUCUGGCUCCCAGGUGUCUUUUAUACAGGUAACGAGCUGAGAUUAGGAGCACACUCUUAAAAGGGAGUGCUCCUAAUCUCAGUUUGUUACCUGUAUAAAAGACACCUGUCCACAGAAGCAAUCAAUCAAUCAGAUUCCAAACUCUCCACAAUGGCCAAGACCAAAGAGCUCUCCAAGGAUGUCAGGGACAAGAUUGUAGACCUACACAAGGCUGGAAUGGGCUACAAGACUAUCGCCUAGCAGCUUGGUGAGAAGGUGACAACAGUUGGUGCGAUUAUUCGCAAAUGGAAGAAACACAAAAUAACUAUCAAUCUCCCUCGGCCUGGGGCUCCAUACAAGAUCUCACCUCGUGGAGUUGCAAUGAUCAUGAGAACGGUGAGGAAUCAGCCCAGAACUACACGGGAGGAUCUUGUCAAUGAUCUCAAGGCAGCUGGGACCAUAGUCACCAAGAAAACAAUUGGUAACACACUACGCCGUGAAGGACUGAAAUCCUGCAGCGCCCGCAAGGUCCCCCUGAGGGGACAGGACAACUUCACCGCAUCAAGGGGACGAUGGACGGGGCCAUGUACCGUCAAAUCUUGGGUGAGAACCUCCUUCCCUCAGCCAGGGCAUUGAAAAUGGGUCGUGGAUGGGUAUUCCAGCAUGACAAUGACCCAAAACACACGGCCAAGGCGACAAAGGAGUGGCUCAGGAAGAAGCACAUUAAGGUCCUGGAGUGGCCUAGCCAGUCUCCAGACCUUAAUCCCAUAGAAAAUCUGUGGAGGGAGCUGAAGGUUCGAGUUGCCAAACGUCAGUCUCGAAACCUUAAUGACUUGGAGAAGAUCUACAAAGAGGAGUGGAACAAAAUCCCUCCUGAGAUGUGUGCAAACCUGGUGGCCAACUACAAGAAACGUCUGACCUCUGUGAUUGCCAACAAGGGUUUUGCCACCAAGUACUAAGUCAUGUUUUGCAGAGGAGUCAAAUACUUAUUUCCCUCAUUAAAAUGCAAAUCUAUUUAUAACAUUUUUGACAUGCGUUUACCUGGAUUUUUUUUGUGUUAAUCUGUCUCACUGUUCAAAUAAACCUACCAUUAAAAUUAUAGACUGAUCUUGUCUUUGUCAGUGGGCAAACUUACAAAAUCAGCAGGGGAUCAAAUACUUUUUUCCCCUCACUGUAGGAUAUCAAGUCAUCCUACGUCGUCAUGAGUACGCUGGGGGUUCGGGCCCUCAGUGUCCAAGCUGGUGAACUCGGGAGAGACAGCUGUUUUUUUAUGACCUUUCUACAGGAUAUAUGGGAUCAUGAUAUUUUGUUGUUUCACACAGAGGCUUGGUGAUUAUCGAGGCCGGGAGUGUUGGAAAGAUUUUUCAAAUACUGAGGAACUAUCAUUUUCAAUGUAUGUUAAAAAAACAGGCUUUGUUUACAAUGUGUGAGGUGAAGAAAUAAUGACUGAGAAUCUCAGCUUAUUAGUUGUGGACUUGUUGAGUUAAGACAAUCAGACAUUGCCAAAUGGGCCCUUUCCUACAUUUACAUGCAGCAGGCCAGGUAAGCCUACUUCUAUGCAUGCUCAGGCACGCGUGCUCCCUCAACGUUUUCAGGACAGAGAAACCAGACACAUGCUCAUUGCUCACGGAGCACUCCAAACAAAAGACAAUGAAAAGAUUGACAAAACUCGUAAUGGUUAUGAAAUAAACUAAAACUUGUUUCUCACAAUUGUAGCAGGUUGUGAACUCUGCAAACAACGUUUCCACUCCGAGAAUGGUAAAUGACUUUAAAUAAUAAAUGCAUUAAUAGAAAGUUAUGUAUACAAAUGAUGAGGGAUUAACAGUACAUUUACGAGGCCUACUGGUGAUAUAUGUAAUGUGGAAUUGAUAAAAAUAUAAACCAUCAAAGGGAAAACAAUUCACACAAUGAAACAAUGAAUGGGCAAGAAUUGGCGGGAGACAGCUGAGCGCAUUCUGAAGAGCUGUGUAUACGCAUUCUGGAGAGAGACACGCCAUAUCUUUGCCACACACCCUUUGUCUUGUUGCAACAGUUUAAUUUAAACUCAAGACACAUUAUCUUCACACAUAUCUUAGAUGCUUUUCACUGAUAGCCGCAACUCAAUCAGCUAGACAUAUUGCCACGCAGGCUGCCCAAAUUGCUGGAUUCCCAAAUAGGCCUACACACUUGUGAUUUGUUUUUUUAAAUUCGCAAGAGGCUGAAACCAGAGAUCUGUAUAUAAUGACGAGAUGCUAAUGUCUCCACCCUAACAAUUGGAGUCGUUGUCCCAAAGGCGGGAAGGCAGGCGACAAGCUUAUGUCUGCAUAUUAUGCCCAUACAUACGCAUUGGGCUUAUUCUGGACCGAUUUAGGCGAGAGUGAGCCCACUCGCUUCGGAGAAACUCUGUCACCGGAGAAAGAAUCCAAGUGAGCGAAACAGCGCCCCUCUGUCUUACUAUAUAUAGCCCAUGUAUCUGAUGCAGUCUGGCCAAAAAUAGUUUGACAUGUCAUACCCUUUUGGUCCAGACAGCAUCCGAUACAUUGUCUACACAUACUGAGACACAUGGUCGCUGUUUUGCUUGCUCGGAUGCUUUAUCUGAGAUUGAUUCGUCUUUCUGUCGGUGUGCGUCUCGGUCAAAUAAAUGAUAAAUAUUUCAAUAUUUUAUUUGGACAGGCAAGGAGGUACGGUAGGGCGUGCCGGACCCCGUAAGACCCGCCCAUAACGCUGGCCCUGCUCCUUGCGAUUACGACGACUACUUGGAGGAGUCGCCUGGCUCUCCCUCUCUAACAUGCUGACCAAACCGGCUCCGUGCGUCUGCGUGCACCAUCGUGCGCAUGAAGUGGCUUGGAUUUCCUGAGCACCUGUGGCUCACCAGCACCUGUGGCUCUCUCUCACUGCCAUGAAGGAGCCAGAGAGGUUGCUCAACACACCUAUCUCCAAGAAGGCUCUUCGGAGCUGCUGUGGUGGAGGCGAUGGAGCACUUUGGGAAAUCGGAGGAGUGGAGGAAGCAGCUGACCAAACAUCUGCUCUUGGCGACGUCAGCCUUACAGCAUCGACGGCCAUCUUGUCAUCCUCCUCAUCUCAGAGACCGGGGUCUACAGCCCGGUACCGAGCCAGGCGGCAGCUCCAACCAACACUCCUGCUGUCCCAGAUACCGCUGCGCCGCCAGUUGACCCAGACGCGACGCCGCGUUUGACACAAAGCGGGGGAGCAGAUGGGGGAACAGACUCUGACCAGUUUUACCUCCAUCAUCCCCCACGCUCCUGUUGGAGGAGCCCCUUUUCCACAAAGGAUCACCUUUUCCAUGACAAACAUAUGAUCUCUCAGGUUGCUCCUCUCUCUCACUCUCUGUCCAGAGGUGUAUUGGCCCUUUUCAGGCGUGUAAUGUCAGACAUUCAUAUCUCUGGCUCACGUGUCCAGUGCUCAUCAGAGAAGACGGCGCAUGUGACAAUGAGGGCUCCGACCCACUACCAGCCCCCUUUGGAGCAGGCAGCAGGGAUUAGCUUUGGCCCACGUACAGGGCCACAGCCUGAGCCUGCCUCUGCUAUCAGUUGAAGCCCUUACUGCCAUUACGCACGUAACCAUCGUAACGGCGCCACCAGAUUCCACAGAGCCUGACUGUGUUUCCUCUCCCUUUCACAAAGGGCCCGCCUUGGGCUGUGCCACCGUGUUACAACCGGUGGCCAGUGGCGGACAGGGCCAUAGAGGAAUUCAGACAAUUUUCUAAUAAACGCUCCCCAGCUGCGUGCAAUUACUGGCAAAGGAGGCGGUCACAGGGGUUCGCCCAGAAUAGAGAAACAGGGUUUUAAUCGCCCAAUUUCCUGGUUUCAAAAAAAGACAGGAGGGGUGAGGCCCAUCUUGGACCUGCGCACCCUGAACAAGAGUGUGGCCAAACAGCCCUUUCGCAAGCUCACGACAAAACAUCUGAUGGAAUGUAUCCACCCAAACGACUUUUGCACGAGUAUAGACCUGAAGGAUGCAUACUUUCAUGUGCCGGUGACACCGCGUCACAGGAAGUUUCUCAGUUUCGCCUUCCAGGCGAUACACGAGAGUGCCAUUCGGUUACUCUCUGGCCCCUCUGACCUUUUCCAAAUGUGUGGAAGCAGCUAUAGAGCCAUUGCGUCAUCAAGGAGUCAGGGUCCUGGCUUAUUUAGAUGACCUGUUGGUUCUUCCCAGUCAGUAAACCUGGCAAUCACACACACGAUGAGACUGGUGAUGCAUCUCACGCGUCUAGGUUUUGCAGUGAAUUGUGAAAAGAGCCCGCCAUGGCCAGCUCAGCAGAUUGUCUACUUGGGGCUCCAGCUAGGGAAAGGGGAUACCUAGUCAGUUGCACAACUGAAUGCAUUCAACCGAAAUGUGUCUUCCGCAUUUAACCCAACCCCUCUGAAUAAGAGUAAACGUCAACAUCACAGUAAUGUUGGCACGAAUCUCAGGCCCUCCUCUCAGCUCUCAUACCGGUUCCAUCCAAGGCGCACGGUAACGACACUUUCAGUGUCAUACUGUUGGGAAUCAUGUCGUCAGCCCACACUAGUCCCGUUGGGGUUGCUACACAUACACACGCUACAACGAUGGUUUGCCCGGCUGCGCUUAGACCCUGCGCGUCACCUCACUGGCUGUUAGUCAUUCCCAACAGCCUCAGAGCGGACCUGAACCAUUGGAGAGACCUGUGUAUACUCACACACAGAGUCCUGAUGGGGAGAGUCUCCUCUCACUUUCCAGUCUAUACAGACUGGAUGGGGGGGAUGUGCCAGACUCGAGCAGUGGAGACCACCACAUCAAUCUCCUAGAGCUAAAGACGGUGCUGUUAGUUCUACAACAUUUCGCUCAUAUGCUUCAGGGCCGCGAUGUGUUGGUCUGGUCAGACAACCGAACAACAGUGUCAUACAUCAAUCGCCAAGGAGGGGUCAGGUCUCUUACGCUCCACCAGCUGGCAGAGAGACUAUGGUUGUGGGCGCAUGGGUGCCUUCUCAUUGACAGCCCGUCAUAUCCCGGGGGGUCUCAACAUUUUACAUUUUAGUCAUUUAGCAGACGCUCUUAUCCAGAGCGACUUACAGUUAGUGAGUGCAUACAUUUUUCAUACUGGCCCCCCGUGGGAAUCGAACCCACAACCCUGCCGUUGCAAGCGCCAUGCUCUACCAACUGAGCUACAGGAGGCCUCAACGAAGGAGGAGACCUCAUGUCUCGAGGGAGACAAUGAGUGGCAUUUACACCCCGACAUCAUUCUGCUUAUAUGGGAAUGAUUCGGGAGAGCCGACGUAAACCUGUUCGAGUCGCAAGCCAAUGCGCAAUUGCCAAUGCGUUUUAAAGUGUAACACCCUACGAAUCACUGAGGCUAUCACCUAUCUAUCACAUAGCCAAAGACAUAAUUCCUAUUUACACUGUCAGCAAAAAUGGCUUCAAGAAGAUGAUAAACAAACUGAAGAUGAUUAACAAGCUGGACCCUCCCAAAACUGUAUAACAAAAUUAAGGGAGAAGUUGAAACAGAGCUCACACGUGUUGAUUAUUACGCAACUACAACAGACCUUUGGUCUAGUAGAACAACCAAGCCCUACAUUUGAUGAGUAGUUUCAACUGAAAGGUCAGCGCUUGCAAACAUCAUAGGCUAUUUCCUCGGAGAUCAGACGGGAGAAAAAAUCACUCUGGGGUUGAGAGAAGCUUUAGCCUGGGGGCCUGAAUGAGGGGUUGUCACUAGUUACCACAGCCACAAAGUCAUAAACCCCACCUAUUUCUUAAAUGUAUCUUUUUAAAAUGUGAUUUUAAACCUAAUCCUAAGCUUAACUCCUAACUUUAUGCCUAACCCUGACUUUAAAUUAAGACCAAAAAGCAAAUGUUUGUUUUCAUGAAUUUCUACGAUAAGGCAAUUUUGACUUUGUGACUGUGGUAACUAGUGCAAACCCUGAAUGAGGAGCAGCAAGUGUGCAUAACGAUAACGGCACAAAUGUGGUAAAGGCCAUCGCAUUGAAUGACUGGACCAAAUGUGGUAAAGGCCAUCGCAUUGAAUGACUGGACCAAAUGUUGUAAAGGCCAUCGCAUUGAAUGACUGGACCAAAUGUGGUAAACGCCAUCGCAUUGAAUGACUUGACCAAAUGUGGUAAAGGCCAUCGCAUUGAAUGACUGGACCAAACGUGGUAAAGGCCAUCGCAUUGAAUGACUGGACCAAACUCCAAUGUUUUGGAAACGGUAGGCUACAUGUCAUGUUUUUAAGGCACUUUCACUGCAGCCCAUGGCUGCCUGAAUACAUAAUUAACUUAGGUUAUUUAACAACUCAUACUGGUAAAAUAGGAAAUGGGAUCUCAAAAUAUUAUUAAUGAAUUAGUGUUGCGCUUAUAGUGCGCUAUAUUUUGAUGAUCAUGUUAAAAAUGAAUGUUUGUUAAUAUGUAGGUGUAAUAAUCCUAUCAAUUAUCAUAUGUAUAACAAUGUUGAAAAAUAUUUGUUUCAUUUGGUUUUGUAUCCAGUUAGCACAUGUAUUAAUUCAUACGAUCUCAUUUUAGAAGUGAUGUUCUCUACCCUGACAGUUGGUUUAACCAUGUCUGAUGGAAUUACCAAGUUUUACCCGAAGUGUUUGAAAAUCGCAAUUCAUAAUCGCAAUUGCAAUAUCUGGCGCAAAAAAUUGCAAUGACAUAUUUUGUACCAAUCGUGCACCCCUAGUGUGUGUGUGUGUGUCUGUCUGUCUGUCUGUCUGUGUGAAUUAUGUUUACAGGCCCAAGUUACUGUUAAGCACAAUUGUAAGAAGCUCUGUAUGAAUAAUGUUCAUUAAUUGAUAGAUGGACUGAUUGAUUGUUUUAUUGGUUGAUUGAUUACUUCCACCCUACAGGGAGGUGCGUGGUCGUAUUCAGGCAGUGAUAGCGGAGACAUUUGACCUGGACCCGUCUCUUCUAUACCUCACCAAGCCCACCUUCUUCUCACGCAUCAACAGCACACUGGCCAAGACACAGCACGAC
Messenger RNA from Coregonus sp. 'balchen', 15119 nucleotides. Lineage: Eukaryota; Metazoa; Chordata; Actinopteri; Salmoniformes; Salmonidae. The record is from the annotation of a GenBank genome assembly.